Messenger RNA from Brenthis ino (lesser marbled fritillary), 4194 nucleotides. The record is from the annotation of a GenBank genome assembly. Lineage: Eukaryota; Metazoa; Arthropoda; Insecta; Lepidoptera; Nymphalidae.
AUGAAUUACGAAAAUGAUAUUACGUUUUCUGAAUAUUUGUGUAGAUGCAAGUGUUGUUUAAAUGAUAAUGACUUGAAAAGCUUGUGGGAAGUUUAUGAGUGUGAUGAUGGCACAGAGGAAAUUUAUGGACAAAUGGUGGUUGAUUGUUUCGCGUUACCGUGGUAUCCGACAGACGAACCUGAACACAUUUGUGAAUUUUGUGUGCUAAAACUUCGUGAAGCUUUGAGUUUCAAGAAAAACAUCUUGGCUGUAGAAGAUGUUUUAUUGAAUGCAGAUGUCAAAUUUAAAGAAGAAGCAGAACCCCAAAUAGAUACUGAAGAUGAAAACCCGGUGGUGGUGAAGUACGUUCCAAUUGAAGAUGAGUAUCAGCACGUGGAGUAUCUGGAAGUUGAAGAGGCACAGGAAGAUAAACUACAGAUGAGAAAACUGACGGAAUUUGACAAUACAAGUUCAGGCCCUUCAACUCCGGGGGCCUCAAACGCGAGCCUGCAAAGGAAAUGGCCAAAGAAGAAAAAGAAACACGAACUAACAAAACUAUACAAACAGUACACCCAAAAUGAUUUAAAGGAAGCUAUAAAAGCGGUUACAAACGGUGUUAUGACAUGUACCAGUGCGGCAACAAAAUAUGGCAUCCCCAAGAAAACUUUGACUGUCAAAGUUAAUUCAUAUGUAGACCGUGAACGUGUCGGCCAAACUGAGGAUUCCAAUGAUAAACAUUACAAAUUAAUAGAAGAAAUUAAACUCCUCCUCACUCACACCACAGCGGUGCCUUUUAAAACUAAAACAACUAGAUAUUAUUGUUUCUACUGUUCUACAGACGGACGAAAUUUUGAAGAUACUGACGAACUGAGAGAGCAUACGAGGGCUAAACACUCGCAUGAGUGGACAAAAAUAGAAAUGUACAUGAGACCUCAAUGGUUGAACGAAGUUAUUAAAUUGGACGUAGAGGAUUUACAUUGUAAAAUUUGCCUAACAAUGUUGCCAGAUUGGAACAAUCUGUUUGUCCAUUUGGGUGUAAAUCAUGACCUCGAGUUUGAUAUGGCUUAUACCAGAAUAAUACCAUAUGCUUUGAGCUCUGAUCUCAAAUGUUUUCUUUGCAAGCAAAAUUUUCACAAUUUUGGUCAUCUCGACAGCCAUAUGAACAAUCAUUACAGCAAUUAUAUAUGUUAUGAGUGUGGAGAUACUUUUUUGUCAGCGAGCCGUUUAGAUAAACAUUUGAAUGUUCAUAAAAUAGGGAAUCACCCGUGUGAUUACUGUGAAAAAGUGUUUAAAUUAGAGAAAUAUAAAGCGAAGCAUGUUAGUUUAGUGCAUAUACAAGAAAGUACGGUGAAAUGUUUGUAUUGCUCUGAAAAAUUUGUAGGCAUUUUCCAAAGGCAUAUCCAUGUGACGGAACACCAUAAAGAGAAAGUUAAAUAUAUGACAUGCGAAUACUGUGGGAAUAGUUAUACAUGGAAGCCGUAUUUUUUAGCACAUAUGAGGAGAAAACAUGGUGCUGAGAAAAAGUAUAAGUGUAAACAUUGUGAAAAAUGCUUUUUAAUGAAAUAUGAAUUGAAAAAUCAUAUGGUGAGACAUACGGGGGAGAAGAAUUUCAUUUGUGGUCUAUGUGGAUUAGGUUUUACGAGGAUGGUUGGUUUGAAAAGACAUUGUCAGAAUGAUCAUCGAGAAGAUUUGACGGUCUAUGGUUAUCCCGAUCUGUCGUUCGUUGUCAUAAGAGUUAAGACUAAAUUCGCUGGAGAAGACGGAUUAAAAGAUUUGUGGACCGAAUAUCAUAGUCAGGGCGAACGUAGAAUAUAUGGUGAAAUGAUAAAUUAUUGCUUUUCUUUAAAUUGGGAACAACCAUCAAUAAACUCUGAUUCUGAUUCAGAACAUAUUUGUAAAAUAUGCAUAUCUAAGUUGCAUGACGCUGUAAACUUUAAAAAGGAAAUUUUAUUGUCCGCACAAUUGUUACUGGAAGAAAUUAAAAAUGAAUCGUAUGCUGUGAAGAUGGAGGAUGAUUCUGAUACUGAUAUCGAAACAGAGUAUCUGAACAUAGAGUUUUUAGAGGAUGAUGAUAUUGGAAAAGAAAAAUCAGAUAUUAAAAUAGAGUCUCCAACUAAACCAAUCCAAGAAGAAUUAUUUAUGAACCAAAAAUCAAAAAAAUAUACAGAAGAGGAUUUCAAGAAAUGUCUCGAGGGUGUUAAAAGUAAAACUCUGUCCCAAUCCAAAGCAUCCUUAUUGUAUAACAUACCGAGAAGGACUAUUCGAAGUGCCCUUGAUAGUAUAGAAAUGAAUCCCACUAAAGAAAUCGAUAAUGAAUUAUACCUAAACCCAGCAUCCGAAUACUUUAGAGAAAAUGAUUUAAAAAAAUGCGUCAAAGAGGUUCAAAAUAAAACACUGUCGCAAAAUAAACCAUCCAAAUUGUUUAAAAUAUCAAGGAGGGUUAUUCGUAUCCCUCUUGAGAAAACGUCGCCUUUAGAUGAAAGUAUAAAAUUUACGGAAAAAGAAAGUAUCCAAAGGGAUGCGAAAAUUAAAGACAGUGAUGAUAAUAAAAUUGACUCACCGGAAAGAGAUGAAUCAUUCAAUGUUCCAAGGAAAAAAACAAAAAGAUAUACGGAGGCGGACGUGCAAAAGUGCGUGGAGGCAGUACAAAGCAAGACCCUGUCACAGUGCAAGGCGGCCAUCUUGUACAAUGUGCCGCGCAAGGCGAUACAAAGUGCGUUAAAGAAAAUGCCGCCUUUAGAUGAAAGUAUAAGUAUUAAGGAAAAAGAAGAUAAACAAAAGGAAGAAGAAACUACAGACAGUGAUGAUAAUACAACGGAUUCACCGGAAACAGAUGUGCCAAGUAGAAAAAUAAAGAGAUAUACGGAAGCAGACGUACAGAAGUGCGUGGAGGCGGUACAGAGCAAGCGCCUGUCACAGUGCAAGGCGUCCAUCUUGUACAAUGUGCCGCGGCAGGCGAUACAUAUUGCGUUAGUGAGACUUAAAUUGGCCUCAUCAAGCAACCCAAUGGAGUUGAUAACUGCCCAAAAGUCCAAAAAAUACACGGAAGAAGAUUUCAAGAAGUGUUUGGAGGCGGUCAAGAAUAAGACCAUGUCUCGUGGCCAGGCUUGCACCAUUUAUAACGUGCCGAAGAGUUCCCUCCAUGCCGCUAUAGAAAUAUAUUUUGAUGAUGCUGAAAGAAAAACAGAUGUGCAAAAGGCACAAGAUAAUGUGGAUUGUGUAAUAAAAUAUACGAAUGCAACGCCUUUGAGAGGGUUUCAUCGAGCGGGAUACGCGUGUGUGUUUUGCCCCAUGAGAUGUGAAAAGCCCGCGGAUUUGAAGAAACACACUUUAAAAACACAUAGCAAACUGCGUGCUAAAGUUAGCAAGCAUAGAAUAGUUAAACUUGACGUGACAGGUUUAAAGUGUAAAAUAUGUGAUGAAAAAAUCGAAACACUUGAAAGUAUUUUGGAACACUUGAGCUAUGUUCACGGCAAGAAAAUUUUCACUGGCAUCCGUGAUUUUUUUAUACCGUUUAAAUUUGAAAGUGAAGCGCUGGAGUGUGCCGUUUGUUCGGAAACGUUUCACAGUUUCAAGCCCUUAAACGACCAUAUGAAUUGGAAUCACUAUAAAAAUUUCGAGUGCGAUGAGUGUGGACGCGGUUUUAUAAGUAAACAUUCUUUACGAGCGCACAGCCUAAGACAUGAGACGGGAGUGUUCAAGUGUAAAUUUUGCCCUAAAGUGUUUUCAUCUAAAGUGCGAAGUAAUGCCCACGAGCGUACUGUACAUAUAUAUAACAACUAUCUAUACACAUGCGGAUAUUGCUCGGAACGAUUUUCCAAUUUAUCAAAGAAAAAACAGCACGAAGUGUCAAAACAUAACGCAGCGCCAACUCUAUAUAACUGUCAGGCGUGCAGCAAAUCGUAUCUAGAUCUGCGUACGUUAAGAAAUCAUAUACGAGCGUUUCACUUAAUGCAGCGUCCACACAGGUGUGCCAAGUGUGACUUCAGUGCGUACACGCCUUAUGAUUUGAAAAAGCAUAUGAUAAAACACACUGGAGAUAGAAAUUUUACAUGUGAUAUUUGUUCGAAGUCGUACGGCAUGAGGACGACACUUCGAGAGCAUAUGCGAAUACAUGCGAACGAUAGACGGUUCAAGUGUGAACACUGUGGGCAGGCAUUCGUGCAGAAGUGUAGUUGGAAAAUGCAUAUGCGGACUAAGCAUGGCGAGCAUAUG